AUGGAAUUCCUCAGUGACAGUAAUGAGGCGGCUGCUGCUGAUGUUCUCGAGUUUGUGCGAGAAGCUAUUCAGAGUUUUGAUAAACUUCGACCAGUCAUCAUUGAGAAGAUGCUGGAGGUGUUCCAUGCCAUCAAAUCUGUCAAAAUAUACCGGGGAGCUCUCUGGAUUCUGGGCGAGUACUGUAGCUCCAAGGACGACAUUCAGAGUGUAAUGACUGAGAUUCGUCGGUCAUUGGGUGAGAUUCCAAUAGUUGAGUCUGAGAUAAAGAAAGAAACAGGUGAACUGAAGAUUGAUGGUGAUGUUCAGGUGAUUCCAACACAAAAACUUGUGACAGAAAUGGGAACGUAUGCAACCCAGAGUGCCCUUAGCACAAGGCCUUCAAAAAAGGAGGAAGAUAGACCACCCUUGCGAGGGUUCUUACUGGAUGGCGAUUUCUUUGUGGCUGGUGCUCUUGCAACUACACUGACCAAAAUAGCUUUGCGUUAUGUGGCACUUCAGCAAGACAAGAAGAAACAGAAUUGUUUUGCUGCAGAAGCCAUGUUGAUCAUGGCCAGCAUUUUACACCUUGGUAAAUCAUCACUCCCAAAGAAAUCAAUUACAGAUGAUGAUGUGGACCGUAUCUCACUAUGUCUUAAAGUCCUUUCAGAGUGUUCCCCACUGAUGAACAACAUCUUUAACAAAGAAUGCAGAAAAUCUCUCUCUCAAAUGCUAUCAGCAAAACUGGAAGAGGAAAAGCUUUCUCAAAAGAAGCAAUCCGAAAAAAGGAAUGUGUUGGUACAGGCAGACGAUCCCAUUUCCUUUAUGCAGCUGAUGGCCAAGAAUGAGAUGACCUCUAAGGAGGACCAGUUUCAGCUCAGCUUAUUGGCUGCGAUGGGUAACACACAACGGAAAGAAGCAUCUGAUCCUUUAACAUCCAAGCUCAGCAAGGUCACACAGCUCACUGGUUUCUCUGAUCCAGUGUAUGCCGAAGCCUAUGUACAUGUUAAUCAAUAUGAUAUUGUACUUGAUGUACUUGUGGUCAAUCAAACCAGUGACACACUGCAGAACUGCACUCUGGAAUUAGCCACAUUGGGUGAUCUAAAACUGGUUGAGAAACCUUCACCUCUAACCUUGGCUCCACAUGAUUUUGCUAACAUUAAGGCCAAUGUGAAAGUAGCGUCAACAGAAAAUGGCAUUAUUUUUGGUAAUAUAGUGUAUGACAUAUCCGGGGCUGCCAGUGAUCGAAACUGUGUGGUACUGAGUGACAUUCACAUUGAUAUCAUGGACUAUAUACAGCCUGCUGUGUGCACUGAUGCAGAAUUUCGUCAGAUGUGGGCUGAGUUUGAGUGGGAGAACAAGGUUACAGUUAAUACAAAUAUUACUGACCUAAAUGAAUACUUGCAGCACAUUCUUAAAUGUACCAACAUGAAGUGUUUGACUCCAGAGAAGGCUCUUUCUGGUUAUUGUGGUUUUAUGGCUGCCAAUCUUUAUGCUCGGUCCAUUUUUGGAGAAGAUGCACUUGCAAAUGUCAGCAUAGAGAAACCAGUUCAUCUUGGACCAGAUGCCCCUGUGACUGGUCACAUACGCAUUCGGGCAAAGAGUCAGGGAAUGGCUCUCAGUUUGGGUGACAAGAUCAACCUGUCCCAGAAGAAAGUAAAAGCAUAGUGGCUUUUUCAGACAUCCAUAUUGGCUUAAAGUUUUAUGUUAGUUUAAUCCAACAAUAUCCUCUUGUUUAUCUAUAAACAAAGAUCAUAGAUGUUGAGUAUUUUGAAGAGAACUUGUAAUUUUGUUGAGCUGUCCACGAAAUUAAGCUUCUAUUACACAUUUCAAAAGAUGGUAGAGUUCUUUCCUUCUGUCUCCUUUGUUUUGCUCCAGAGGUUCCUUGUUUUACACUAAAGUUUAUCAAUUAUAAUAAAGAUACAAAAUUCUGCAA
This is a messenger RNA of Rhincodon typus (whale shark), 1912 nucleotides long. RefSeq names its product COPI coat complex subunit beta 1. Gene Ontology annotation, biological process: endoplasmic reticulum to Golgi vesicle-mediated transport; intra-Golgi vesicle-mediated transport; intracellular protein transport. Gene Ontology annotation, molecular function: structural molecule activity. NCBI's taxonomy places the organism in Eukaryota, Metazoa, Chordata, Chondrichthyes, Orectolobiformes, Rhincodontidae. Bases 1 to 1644 code for a protein of 547 amino acids. Gene Ontology annotation, cellular component: cytoplasm; COPI vesicle coat. The record is from RefSeq and is a predicted model, not a curated record. The transcript has 12 exons.